UGGGAGCGCGCAUCCAGCCGGUGGUAGCUGAAGGAAUCCGGCUGAAGGCUGAGGUCUGGUCAGCGGGUCACUCAGUGUCGGAAACACGCGUGGAAGCAGCCGCGGAGCAGCUCAGCGGUGUGGCCUUUCACUUGCAGCGGGAGCAGAGACAUCUAUCUGUGGACUAACAUGAUGGCCGUGCUGGGCAGCGCCGGUCGCCUCAUCCAGUUUGCGAGGAGCAGCGUCAGUCUCAGCGUGAGGCGACGAUCCACAGCUGCUGCUUUGGCUCAGAGUGCAGCUCCGGAAACACAAGAAAACAGGAAACCUAAAACCGGCAUCCUGAUGCUGAACAUGGGCGGACCAGAGAAGCUGGAAGACGUUCACGACUUCCUGCUGAGACUCUUCAUGGACACAGACCUGAUGAAACUUCCUGUUCAGAAUAAACUCGGUCCGUUCAUCGCUAAGCGCCGGACGCCAAAGAUCCAGGAGCAGUACAGUAAAAUCGGAGGAGGUUCUCCCAUCAAACACUGGACGUCCAUGCAGGGAGAAGGGAUGGUGAAGCUGCUGGACGAGAUGAGUCCUGAGACGGCUCCUCACAAGUUCUACAUCGGCUUCCGGUACGUCAAUCCGCUGACGGAGGAGGCCAUCGAGGAGAUGGAGAAGGACGGAGUGGAGAGAGCUGUGGCCUUCACCCAGUAUCCCCAGUACAGCUGCUCCACCACAGGUAGCAGCCUGAAUGCCAUCUACCGUUACUAUAGCAACAGAGCCGACAGGCCCAAGAUGCGAUGGAGCGUCAUCGACCGCUGGCCGACACACCCUCUGCUGGUCGAGUGUUUUGCAGAACAUGUCAGUAACGAACUGUUGAAGUUUCCAGAAGAGAAAAGAGACGACGUCGUCAUUCUUUUCUCAGCACAUUCACUUCCUAUGGCUGUAGUAAACAGAGGUGACCCGUAUCCUCAGGAGGUUGGAGCCACAGUUCAGAGAGUCAUGGAGAAACUAGGCCACUGUAACCCAUACAGACUGGUGUGGCAAUCCAGGGUCGGACCGAUGCCGUGGCUCGGACCGCAGACCGACGAGGUGAUCAAAGGCCUCUGUGAACGAGGGAAGAAGAACAUCCUGCUGGUGCCGAUCGCCUUCACCUCGGACCACAUAGAGACGUUACACGAGCUGGACAUCGAGUAUGGACAGGUGCUGGGAGAGGAGUGUGGUGUGGAGAACAUCAGGAGAGCAGAGUCUCUGAAUGGGAAUCCUCUUUUCAUGAAGGCGUUGGCCGAUCUGGUCCAGUCCCACCUGAAGUCCAACGAACCCUGUUCCCGCCAGCUGACCCUUCGCUGCCCACUGUGCACCAACCCGACCUGUGGACAGACCAAGGCCUUCUUCGCCAACCAGAAACUAUCGUAGAAACAUGGACCUGUAGAAAGCAACGGGGCGAGUGGUGGAGAAACUAAAGCCUUCUUCUACAAACUUCAUAAAUCACACAAACAACACACAGAGUCUUCGCCAGCAGGAGUGUCGGCAACCUAGAAAAUCUAACACAAAGAGCGAAUGAAAUGGUCUCUGCAGAUGGAUCUACUGUUUCUGGAAGCACAGGUGUCAGUUUUAGUCUUUUAUUUAAAUUUGUACCUGAAGCAGAUCAGCUCAACUCUAAAUGUAGUUUGGUUAUUCCAUCUCAAAUCAUCAGGACCCUUCUGCUGUCAUAAUCUUUGAAUAUUAAUAAAGAUUUUUGUGGAGUUUUAGCUUCAUAUGUCAAAACCUUUCUGAGAUAUUUUUUUUUUAAUAAUCAGACAUCGACCCACUUUCAGCAGGCUUUUCCUCACAUUGAAAUUCAAGGCUGUUUGAACAGAAAUAUCUCAGAAACUACUAAAGAUAAGAGCCUGAAAUGUUCACAGUUAUUUCUCAUCAUGUCAUUGAUUCAGAAUCUGAAAUAUUAUGGCUAUGUUAUGUUAACAGGAGCUGAAGUUCAGUUUGUCAUUUCCCACUGUGCAGGAUUAUUUCCUCUGAGUAGUGGCGAGUGGAAAUGUGGAAAAAAGUCAUGAAAAGUUCCAUCUUUGAGCUAAUAUUAACAAAAAAAUGACAAUCUGGAAGUCAGCUAGUGGUAUUUUCUGAACCACAUGUAGCUGCAGGUCACAAUAAUACCAAACUGAACAUAUAGAAGACUUUAAUAUGAAAUACUUGAUCACAAAAAUGAAAAAGUUGAGCUUUCAUGUCAAUUUUUCAUAUUUCUACUCCUCUUUAAUCAGAGAUUAUUCGAUCUACUUGUCCAGUAUUACAGAUUCUGAAUCAAUGACAUAAUGAGAAAUAACAGUGAAAAUUCCAGGCUUUUAUUGUGAAGAGUUCCUGAGAUAUUUAUUGUUCUAACAGACUCAAAUUUCAACGUGAGGAAAAACCUGCUGAAAGUAGGUCGCCAGGUGAUUUUAAGAACAAAUAUCAUGGAAAGCAUUUGGUAUAUUGAGCUAAAAUUUCACACAUAUCUUCAUAAAUAUUCAUAUUUUCUGCUGUAAAAUCAGAGACAGUCGAGCAGAAAAACACUGAUGAUUUUUAGAUGGAACAAAUCUGCUGAAACUAACAUCCGCCUUUAAAAAAAAGCACUAAAUGCUUCCUGAAUUUUGUCAUUUCGUGAAAAGCAUUGCAGCACUUGCUUGGAUUAAAACCUCGCUAAGGUUUGCAGACACUCUUCAGAAAAACAGCGCAAAGCUACAGGAAGAAGAUUCUUGCACUAUUUUAUUUUAUUUUGUUUUGUGUGUUUUAAUAUUUCAUUUCUCUGCUUCACAUUCCAUCACUCAGCUAACCGUAAACCCCCAUCAGACGCCCUCGUUCUGUUAGCAUCGGUGCUACAUGAUUAACAUCGCCACCAACAAGGGUUCUGGUUGGUCGGCUACUUUUUCCUCGCACGUCGCUUCACGCCAUUGGCCCGCCAGCCAGUAACCCCGCCCAUCCUGCUGCAACCCCUGCAAUGUGAUUGGAGGAGGUUGGUGCUGCUCGAAACGCUGCUGCUGCCCGAUAGUCGGAUAAAAGCGAGUUUAAGAACGAAAUAAAGACCGAUUUAGGGACGGGAAGAUUCAACAAAUUAAAAGCAUGAAUCUACGUUUUGAUUUCUGCAAUAAAACACAUUUUAACUGCAGUCGAGCAAGAAGACAAGUCAAAAACGUGAGAUGGUUCACAAGCUCGGAGAAAUAUGUUAAAGUCCAGACAGCAUGUACAUCGGGAUAAUAUUCAGGCUUUAGAUUGACUUAAUUCAACUUUUACCAUCUCAGAAAUCUGAUUUUAAAGUCAGAAGUUUUACAUUAAAGUCAGAAUUCUGAGUUUAAUCUCGGUUUAAUUUAAGAUUAAACUCGAAGCUAUAAUUAAAUCCUGAGUUCAGACUUCAGCGUAAAAAUUCACAUUUAUGAGAGAGUUCCAGAUUAAACUGAGAUUAAGCAUAGGAUCUGGACCCUUUUUAAUCUCAGAAAAUAGAUUUUAACAUUGGAAUUUUUACAUAAAAAUCUGAAUUCAGAUUUUUUUUUGUAGAAAUCCAGACUUUAAUCUUAGAUUUCUGAGGAAAAAAAUAAUAAUUCUUAGUCUUAGAUUAAAUUGAAAUUAAACUCUGACUUCUAAAUUUAAGUUAAAAAUUCCGACUUCAGUCUCAGAUUUCUGAGCAAAAACUCAAAAUUCUGACUUUCACAUUAGACUGAGAGUUCUAGGACUUCCUUGAUGUAUUCGGUCUUUACAAGCGGAUGUCAACUUUUUUCCUAACUGUACACCACUUCCUUGUAGUAACGUCUGUUUUAGAUAAGUGUAGGACAAAAAGACGAGUGUAAAGCUCCAAGUACGCUGGAGUCGUCCGCUAAUAACAAUAAAACGCAGAUAAGUGUAGUGUGUCGAGUGUAGAUUUACUGUUUCUGUAUCGACUGAGGAAAUUCUGCUCAACGAAAACCUCGUUGUUUGUUUUUGAUCUCUACGUUAAACCUGAGAACCCCUAAUUUAACCAGUCGAUAAACUGAGAAAAGUCUUGAAGGUUGAUGAGAAUAAUUGUCAAAAGACAACAAACGUGGGCAGUAACUUGACCUCUGACCCAGCCGCCCGUGAUAAUGUGCCUUUACACUGGCUGACUAGAAAUACUGGACUUGUGCUUUAUGUACAUUUUAUUAUUAUUAUUAUUUGUUUUUGUUUGUUUUUGCUUAACCAAAAUGCUGGCGGGAAAAAUCCACCCUGAAAUGUGAACUUACAUGUUGCUGCUGUGAUCUGAGUCGUCGUUCUUUGUUUUUUUUUUUUUUUUCUGCUUCCACUCGUUCAGAAACACACUUUACAGCAAAAUAUUGAGCGGAGUCACUCUUCAGCUCUUCCACAGCUUCAUAGGGAUCAUUGGGUUUUUUGGGGGAACACUUUGGUCCAGGAAAACUUUCACGCGGCUAAGCUAAGUUAGGCUAAUGUUGUCACGCAGGAAAACUUUUGUGCAGAAGCUAAGUUAAGAUAGGCUAAUCUUGUCACACAAGAAAGCUUUCGUGCGGCUACGCUUGACUAAUCUUGUCACGCAGGAAAGCUUUUGUGCAAAGGCUAAGUUAAGGUAGGCAAAGGAAAGCUUCUGUGCAGAAGCUAAGCUAAGUUAGGCUAAUCUUGUCAUGCAGGAAAGCUUUUGUGAGUCUAAGCUAAGCUAGGCUAAUGUUUUCACGUAGUAAAGCUUUUGUGCAGAAGCUAAGCUAAGUUAGGCUAAUCUUGUCAUGCUGGAAAGCUUUCGUGGGCUAAGCUAAGCUACUGUUGUUAUGCAACGCUUUCACGCUGGCAUAUUGCUAAGACAGAUGCUAAAUUCCUCUAAAAACAAAACAAAAUCCAAGCUGUCCCUUUAUCUCGACAAGUUUAGAAACGGCGAAAUGUUUGGGUCACUGCAGGACGACAUGCUAAUCUCUGAAGGGUGGUUGUUUCCUAAUUUGUUUUUAUUUAUCCUCUGUAAGUCAUUUUCAACAACUGUUGUUUUAAAUCAGUUGUGUGUGUUUAGCUGCUGUGUGCAGAGAUUGUACAUAUGACAAAGAUGCUUCAAGUUUUUUUCUUGCAGCUCCGGCGGGCUUUUAUUUUGUUAAUGUCGUUUGGUUCUAUUUAUUUUGGGAUUUUAUUUUCUGUUUCUGUGUCACUGAGCAAACGAAAGAUCACCUGUCUCCACUGUUGGGUCAUGUUUUGUUUUUUUUAAAAACAUAUUUGAAGACAUGGUAUUAACAGUGCAAUUACACGUAACAAGUCUUCCUUCAGAAUAAAAGACAAUAAUUAAAAAUCUCUCA
Molecule: messenger RNA, 5228 nt
Organism: Amphiprion ocellaris (clown anemonefish)
Lineage: Eukaryota; Metazoa; Chordata; Actinopteri; Pomacentridae
Gene: fech
Product: ferrochelatase
Exons: 11
Coding region: 169-1380 (403 amino acids)
Biological process (GO): heme biosynthetic process
Molecular function (GO): protoporphyrin ferrochelatase activity
Source: RefSeq, a predicted model, not a curated record